AUGAACAACCAGAACCUCCACGGCCGCAACGGCGGUGCGCCGCCCUACGACCGCGAGCGCGAGCGCGAAAUGGAGGAUCGGCAUCGAGCCAUGCAACAACACGAGGAAAUGCGACGUGAUCAAGAACGGGAGCGCGAACGCGAUCGAGAAAGAGACCGGGACCGAGAGCCUGCCGACCGAUACCAAUCAACCCCCCAUCAGAGCAGCGCCGGCUCCAUCCCCAUCCACCAACCUGUGGCCUCGAGGAUACCGGGUGCCAUACACAGCCCUGGAGGACUCCUGGCGAACCACAAUGGUGGUGCUCCCUCGACACACCUCGGCGCUCCCCCGGGACCAAUGGCCAACUUUGGCGGGCCCCUGCAGAGCGAGCACAACCGACCCCCCAUGCAACAGCAUGCAGCCGGCUCGCAGCACCAGAUGUUUGCGCCAAUACCGCACCCGCAGCCUCCUCCCAACCCACCCCAGACUGCUCCGACCGGACCGACCGCCGUGUUCGGUGGUCCGUUGCAGCAGCAGCAGCAGCAGCAGCAGCAGCCGCCUCCGCCGCCGCCGCCGUCGACGCAGUCGCAGCCGCCUCAACAAGCCCAGCAGGACGGCCAGCGAGGCGCGAAGCCGCCCGCCGCCCCCAUCGUGGGUAUGACGCCUGCUGGCCACCAGAUUCCCGGCGGCAUCACGCAGGGCCAGCAGCCGAUCCUAAACCCAGGCGAUGCAGGUCUGUCUGCGACGAUCAUUUUCAACAUGAGAUUCGACAUGGCAUCACCGUCGUCAAGCGCAUGGCAGGACUCGCAUGGAACGGAAGCUGAUGUUUUACUCGCACAGGAUGCCCUGACGUACCUCGAUCAAGUCAAGGUGCAAUUCCAUGACCAGCCGGAUGUGUACAAUCGCUUUCUUGACAUCAUGAAGGAUUUCAAAAGCCAGGCCAUCGACACACCCGGCGUCAUCAACCGCGUAUCCGAACUUUUCGCCGGUCAUCCCAACCUGAUUCAAGGUUUCAAUACCUUCCUCCCUCCCGGCUACAGGAUCGAGUGUGGUGCCGGAAACGAUCCCAACACGAUCCGUGUCACCACACCCAUGGGUACUACGGUGCAGUCGAUUGCGGGUCGUGGAGUCCAAGGUGAUGGCCCUCCUGGCCAGCCGCUGUUCCCAGACCGUGGUGGUCAGUGGCAGCAGCGCCCGCAGCACAGCAUCGAGAGCCCCGAGGCCAACUUCAGCACCCCUCCUCAGAAUGGCGGCAGCCUCUUCGUUCAGGCGGCAGCCCAGAGCGGCUCCUUCGAAGGUGCCGCCCAGAGAACGGCCGCUCAAGUGCUGGGUGCUGCCGGUGCCGCCGGCGGGCCAAACGCGCGCGGAGCCCAAACACCGGUCCCCGCCGGAGGCCCUGGAGGUGUGAAUGGAGCCCUCAACCAGGCCAACCUCGAACGCCGAGGUCCGGUCGAGUUUAACCACGCCAUCAGCUACGUCAACAAGAUUAAGAAUCGUUUCCAGGAUAAACCCGAGAUCUACAAGCAAUUCCUCGAGAUCCUGCAAACCUAUCAGAGAGAGCAGAAGCCCAUCCAGGACGUCUAUGCCCAGGUCACGGCCCUCUUCAACUCGGCCCCUGAUCUCCUCGAGGACUUCAAGCAGUUCCUGCCCGAGUCGGCCGGCCAGGCCAAGGCGACGCCUGGACGAACGGACGAGGGCGCGCCGUCGGGACCGAGCCACACUCCCCAGCCCGGUAUGAGAGACGGCCAGAAGAUGCCACCCCUCGGAAGCUUCGCGCCUCCCGCGAGCGCGAGCAAGGACAACAAGAAGCGGCCCCGCGCGGACAAGCAGGGUCAAAAUGCUGAUGCAUUGCUAGCCGAAGCCUCCAGCCGCCUCCCCCAGCCUGGCCUCAACGGCAACAAACGAGCCAAGUUGACUCAUGCCAGGGGCGCUGGUGACGCUUCGGCCAUGGAGCCGACCCUUACACCCGUCAUGCCCGAGCCUUACCCGCCGCAGUCGACCGUCACCUCCAGCCAGGAAGAGAUCGCCUUCUUCGAGCGCGUCAAAAAGUUCCUGAGCAAUCGGUCGUCGAUGAACGAGUUCCUCAAGCUGUGCAACCUGUUCAGCCAGAACAUCAUCGACAGGAACACCCUGUUCCAUAAGGGAGCGCUGUUCAUUGGUGCCAACCCGGACCUGAUGGCCUUCUGGAAGUCGUUUGUCGGCGUCGAGUCCGGCGACGUCAUGAUCGACAACCGUCCCGCGCCGCCGACGGAUAAGUUGUCGCUAAGCAACUGUCGCGGCUACGGACCCAGCUAUAGGCUCUUGCCGAAGAGGGAACGCCUCAAGGCUUGCAGCGGCCGGGAUGAGUUGUGCAACUCGGUCCUCAACGACCAGUGGGCCUCGCACCCAACCUGGGCGAGCGAGGACUCCGGAUUUGUCGCCCAUCGCAAGAACCAGUUUGAGGAGGGCUUGCAUCGGAUCGAAGAGGAGCGUCACGACUACGACUUCAACAUCGAGAUCAACCUCAAGUGCAUCCAGCUCCUCGAACCGGUCGCCCAGCAGAUGCUGGCCAUGACCCCGACUGAGCGAGAAACGUUCCACAUGCCCGCUGCACUGGCCGGCCAGAGCACGUCCAUCUUCAAGCGCAUCUGCAAGAAGAUCUACGGCGAGAAGGGCAUAGACGUGGUGAACGACAUGUUCAGCCAUCCGUUCGACGUCGUUCCGGUCCUGCUCGCUCGCAUGAAGCAGAAGGACGAGGAGUGGCGCUUCUCGCAACGCGAGUGGGAGAAGGUCUGGCACGCGCAGACGGACAGCAUGUACCUCAAGAGCCUCGACCAUAUGGGCAUUCUUGUCAAGAACAACGACAAGAAGAGCCUGACGGCCAAGCAUCUGGUUGAUGUUAUCAAGACGAAGCACGAGGAGCAGCGCCGCGAACGCGCCCUGCACGGCAAGUCGCCACGCCACCAGCUCGUUUGGAACUUUGGCGACAAGGACCUCGUCCUCGACAUACUUCGACUCAUGAUGCUCUAUCCUCUUCACAGCGGGCAGCACAGCGCCCAGGAGAAGGAGCGGCUUCUCGAAUUUUUCGAGUCGUUCAUGACCGGCUUCUUCGACCUGAACGAGGAUGUCGUGCAGGACCGCGUUCCGAAGAUUCCGCCCGACUCUGCCGAGGAGGAGGUGGAGGAUUCUGUACCCGCGGAGCUGACGAACGGUCGCAGCAGGCGAAACGGGAAGAAGGGAGACCUUCUUCGAGGCGUCCUCGACCCCGGCCGCAACGGCAGCAAGCCGCGGAGCCACAAGGAAGACAGCGUGGCGUAUGGCAGCAAGGAAACAACGCCCGACAUUGGCUCGGUAAACGAGGAAGACAUGCCUGACGCGCCCGACGAGAAUGCUGGACCCGAAGUCUCCAACGAGCGCUGGAUGCCGACGGUGCCCAAGGCGGUCGUCUUCGGCGGCGACGACGACAACCUUCUGAAUGCCGACGGCGAGCUGAAAGCGGACGGCUUCUUCCGCCGCCCUUGGUACAAUUUCUUUUCCAACCAGACAAUCUUCGUCUUCUUCAGCAUCCUCCACAAUGUCUACAACAGACUGUCGGAGCUCAAGGGCUCCAAGGACUUUGUGGCCCGUGAAGUCGAGCGGCUGAGCAAGCCGAAGCCUUCGCGAGACAUUGGCUUCGCCGACACCGUCAUGAACUACUUCGACGCCAGCGAUGAGCCGGAGAAGUAUUGGUCCAAGACGGUUGAGCUGGUGGAGGAUUACAUCACCGGCGACGUGGAUGAGACGCGGUACCAGGAGGUGCUUCGCCACUACUACCUCAAGAAGGGUUGGAAACUGUAUACGAUCCAGGACCAGCUUAAGACGCUCUGCCGGCUGGCCCUCACGUGCAGCAGCACCGACGCGAAGGAGAAGACGCCGGACUUGAUCCAUCAGUACUUUGCGAACCGCGAGAAGGAGGAAACCUCGUACCAGACCGAGAUCAGCGCGCGGAAGUUUGCGGAAAAAUGUGUCAAGGAUGGCGAUAUUUUCGUCAUCUGCUGGUUUCCGCAGAAGUUGGAAGCCACGGUGCGCUGGCUUCAGCGUUCCGACACGACCUUUUACAUGGACGAGAUGCAGAUGCGUGAGCGUUGGCAAUACUACAUUUCGUCCUUCAUCCGCGUGGAGCCCACCGAGGGUAUCCCGCGGUCGAAGCUGCAGAAGGUGGUGCUCACCCGCAACUUGCCCUCGGGCGACAACGAGUCGGACGAGGACCACAUCCCGAAGCCGGUCGCAUACCAGGAAGACCUUACCACAAGCAUCUGCCUUCGGACUUCCAAGAUGGUCUGGGCACCUGGCACGUCCGAGUUUUUCAUAUACGACCAAUCGCCUAGGACGGCCGAGAAGCGUGAGCGGCAGGAGAAGGUCUCCAAAGCGCUCAGCAGCCUUCGCGAGAGCAAGCUGCUCGAGAAGCUGGUGCACAAUCCGCCUUGGGCCAAGGACAUGAGCCAGGAGGAGGUGCGUGAGCACAACACCAACUUUGCCACAUGGAAGGACGAGGGUGUCGUCCUCGACCUGGCCAGCCGGGCGGAGUAA
Molecule: messenger RNA, 4527 nt
Organism: Drechmeria coniospora
Lineage: Eukaryota; Fungi; Ascomycota; Sordariomycetes; Hypocreales; Ophiocordycipitaceae
Product: histone deacetylase complex protein
Exons: 6
Coding region: 1-4527 (1508 amino acids)
Biological process (GO): negative regulation of transcription by RNA polymerase II
Cellular component (GO): chromatin; Sin3-type complex
Molecular function (GO): transcription corepressor activity
Source: RefSeq, a predicted model, not a curated record